Messenger RNA from Prunus mume (Japanese apricot), 2367 nucleotides. Its product is annotated as MACPF domain-containing protein At4g24290-like. Gene Ontology annotation, biological process: plant-type hypersensitive response; regulation of salicylic acid mediated signaling pathway. Gene Ontology annotation, cellular component: plasma membrane. Lineage: Eukaryota; Viridiplantae; Streptophyta; Magnoliopsida; Rosales; Rosaceae. The record is from RefSeq and is a predicted model, not a curated record.
UCAAUAUUUAUAAUUUUAUAUAUUGGAGGCUACCUCUUCGCUAUAUACAAAUGCACAACAGGAACAAUAGUAAAUGCUUUGCAUUGACCAGUCUUCAUAGCACAAAACUAAAAAGAACAAGGAAAAAAGAAGAAAGGAAGAAGAAGAAGAACGAAGAACGAAGACUCAAGACUCGCUUGUGUUGCUGCUUGAAAAUCGUAGGGGUGUUUGGUCGAUGGGAAAGUGAGAGAGAAAGAGAGAGAGAGAAAAAGAGAGAUGAGUAGUCGAACGAGCUCGAAGAAAGCAGCGGCGGAGGCGGCGGAGGCAGCGAUACAGUCGAUAGGGUUAGGAUAUGAUCUGACGGUGGACUUGAAGCUCAAGUACUGCAAGAGGCAGCAGUCAGCGGUUGGGGUUGGGGUUGACUCUCGCUUGAUCGCCAUCGACGACGACCAAGUUCGUGAAAUUGCAAUUCCAGGCGCCGGUGGGCUUUGCAUACCCAAUGUCCCCAAAUCCAUCAAAUGCGACAAAGGCGAGCGCAUGAGGUUCGGCUCUGAUGUUCUCUCCUUUCAACAGAUGUCAGAGCAAUUCAACCAGGAAUUGACUCUGUCUGGUAAAAUCCCAACUGGGCAUUUCAAUACAGCAUUUGAGUUUACAGGAGGAUGGCAGAAGGACGCUGCCAACACCAAAACACUCGCUUUUGAUGGAAUCUCCAUCACACUCUACAGCGUUGCUCUUGAAAAAUCCCAGGUUGCCUUGCGUGACCAUAUCAAACAAGCUGUCCCCUCAUCUUGGGAUCCUGCAGCACUCGCAAGAUUUAUUGACAAGUACGGUACACAUGUCAUAGUCGGGGUGAAAAUGGGCGGAAAGGAUAUGAUAUAUGCCAAGCAGCAGCACUCAUCACCUCUCCAACCUGCUGAUGUACAGAAAAAAUUGAAGGACAUGGCAGAUAAGAUGUACAUAGAUGGAGCUGGUCAGUCUAGUGUGAAUUCGGAAAAAUUCUACGAGAGAGACAAGUUGGUCAAGGAGCGCGGGCGAGCUAUCAUGGACACAAUCCCUUCCAGUUCGUACUCAUUUGUAGAGGUGCAGGAUAUUAAAUUCAUGUGCAAGAGGAAGGGUGGAAGCUUGUAUAAAAAUCUACCCUACAAUGAGUGGUGUCACACAGUUCAGAUUGAACCUGAUGUGAUCUCCAUGUCAUUGGUUCCUAUUACAUCGUUACUGAGUGGGAUUCAUGGGAGCGGAUUUUUAAGUCAUGCCAUUAAUCUCUAUCUUCGUUAUAAGCCGCCAAUUGAAGAACUGCAUCAAUUUUUGGAGUUUCAACUUCCAAGGCAAUGGGCACCGGUGUUUGGUGAGCUUGCGCUUGGUCCUCAGAGGAAGCAGCAAAGUAGUGCAUCUUUACAGUUCAGCUUCAUGGGUCCUAAGCUUUAUGUUAAUACAACUCCGGUUGAUGUGGGUAAGAAGCCAGUGACUGGUCUCCGAUUGUAUUUGGAGGGAAAAAGAAGUAACUGCUUAGCAAUCCACUUGCAGCAUCUUUCUACGCUGCCAAAGACCUUCCUACUCCAGGAUGAAGUGAAUGGCAAUAUUUCUCAUCUUUCAUCUGACCGGAGAUAUUACGAAAAGGUUCAAUGGAAGAGCUUCUCUCAUGUAUGUACAGCUCCUGUGGAGGCUAACGAUGAUUUCUCUGUUGUCACUGGUGCUCACUUUGAAGUUGGAGACUCUGGCCUGAAGAAAGUUCUAUUUUUACGGCUUCUUUUUUCGAAAGUUACUGGUGCAACUAAUGUUAGACAAGCUGAGUGGGAUGGUUCCCCUGGCUUGGCACAGAAAUCUGGAUUAAUUUCGACUCUUAUCAGCACGCGUUUCUCGAGUGCUCAGAAACCACCUCCUCGGCCUUCUGAUGUGAACAUAAACUCCGCUGUGUAUCCUGGGGGCCCUCCAGUGCCCACACAGACACCUAAACUUUUGAGGUUUGUUGACACAACAGAAAUGACUAGAGGACCACAGGAUUCACCUGGGUAUUGGGUUGUGUCGGGGGCAAGGCUUAUGGCUGAGAAGGGUAAAAUAUCUCUACGAGUCAAGUAUUCUCUCUUGACCAUGAUUUUACCUGAUGAAGAAGAGAUGCCAGAUAAUUAUUGAAAGCGGAUGGCUAAAGAGUAACAAACAUGAGACAGAGGAAAAGAGAAUUACAUCAGGUUUGUGGUACAUUCUCGAUGUUCAUCAUCACAGAUGGAGAGAUUCUGUUCAAAAUUUAAUGAGUUUGUUGUAUAUAACUUAUCAUAAUAUGUGCGUAUGUGUAAAAUUUUCUUCAUUUGUUGUAGAUUAACCUUUCUGGUGCUGAUAUUUGAAUAUUUGAAUUGGAUGAGUUAAUUGGCAAAAUUUGUUGUGAUUUUUGAA